AUGGCCACGGCAUACAUCGAGGUGGAGUGUCGCAGGCUGGGCCGGUUGCAUGAUUCUGUGCAACCCCUCCCUAGCUGCCAUACUCUUCUUCCGGUAGGUGAGAAGCGUGAGGCGUCACAGGAUUAUGCCCAGCUACCAGACCACUACAUUUUCUUCGACCUGCUCAAGAAGGAAGCGGCGAUGGAGGUGUCCGCUGGAAUCGCGCCCCUCGACGUCGCUACCUUCUUCCUCAAGUGCAUUCCGCCCAUGAAGAUUCGCGCCACGAUAAUAGAUCCUACAGGUCCGUUCAUGAUGAUCCGCACACGGGAUGCUAUGAUGGAUGUCGCCAAGUUCGUCAUCAACCCUCUCGAGCAGGCGAGAUGCUUCCGAGAGGACCCCAACCUCCAAACCCUAAUCAGAGCUCAAUGGCCUGGUAUUGAUGGGCUUGCUUUCCGUACCAGCCAGGAAGGCUUCCUGGAGAGGUAUAACAUCGAGAUCACCCGCCAGAACCUCACUCGUGCAGAGGGUGACAAGCUGCUGCAUAUACGCGAUCACCGCUACGUGAUGGUCGCGGUGGGGACGGCUCACAUUCGCAACGUGAACAAGGCUAAGAGGGUGGAGUUGUUGAGGGACUUCGUGGUUGCUGGCGACGUUGGCUUGAGGGAGCUUGCCCCGGGCAUGUUCUUGUGA
Molecule: messenger RNA, 669 nt
Organism: Saxophila tyrrhenica
Lineage: Eukaryota; Fungi; Ascomycota; Dothideomycetes; Mycosphaerellales; Extremaceae
Exons: 2
Coding region: 1-669 (222 amino acids)
Source: RefSeq, a predicted model, not a curated record